Tilletiopsis washingtonensis is the source of this 1550-nucleotide messenger RNA. RefSeq lists its product as hypothetical. Lineage: Eukaryota; Fungi; Basidiomycota; Exobasidiomycetes; Entylomatales. Gene Ontology annotation, biological process: DNA replication-dependent chromatin assembly; CENP-A containing chromatin assembly. The record is from RefSeq and is a predicted model, not a curated record. Gene Ontology annotation, cellular component: nucleoplasm. Gene Ontology annotation, molecular function: histone binding. The coding region runs from base 58 to 1497 and encodes 479 amino acids. The transcript has 4 exons.
CCACCACGCUCCGCGCAUCCGAGUCCACUCCCACCUCAUCACGACGAGGCCGCCACCAUGACCUCGCCCACGCCCGCCAAGCCCGUGCGCGAGCUGCUCGACGAAGCCAAGCGCCACCUGGCGCUCAAGAGCUUCACUGCCGCCGCCGACUCGUACGCCGAGGCGCUCGAGAGCCUGCGCGAGACGCACGACGAGGACUCGCCGCUGCUGGCGCCCGUGUUUCACCGCUACGGCCACGCGCUGCUGGAGCACGCCAUCUCCACGUCGGGCGCACUCGGCGGCGGCGGCGGCAGCGGCGAUGCGCCCAUGCCGACGCGCAGCGCCAAGAAGAGCGGCAGCAGUCCGCCGCCGGACCCGCGCUUCAGCUUCGGCGGCGAUGGGCCCGACUCGGACGAUGAGGAUGCCGCAGAGGGUGCGGAGGGCGCUGCGCCGGGCGAGGGCGGCGAGGAGGAAGAGGAGGACGACCUGAGCGUCGCCUUCUCCGUCCUCGAGCUCGCACGCGUGCGCUACGAGAAGAUCCUCGAGCUCGGCGGCGACCAGGCGACGCUGACGACGCUCGACGACGAGACGUGGGGCGUGUCGGGCAUCAAGGCGCAGCUGGCUGAGGUGCUCAACGACCUGGGUGACGUCGGUCUCGAGUCCGAGAACUUCCAGCAGGCGUCGGCCGACUACGAGGCGGCGCUCCAGCACCUCACACCGCUGCUGCACGCACACUCGCGGCGGCUCGCCGAUGCCUACCUGCGUCUGGGCCUCGCGCUCGAGUUCCACCCAGACGCCGACCGUCGGCGCGACGCCGAGAAGUACGUGCGCGCUGCCGCGACGGCGCUCUCACGGCGGCGCGAGGCAGUUCAGGCGCGUCUGGCCACACUGUCCAAGGGCGACGAGGCCGCUCGGGCAGAGGCGGCCGCGGCGGAACUGCGGGAAGCGGCAGCGCGUGCAGCAGCGGCGUCAGACUCAAAAGGCAAGGGCCGCAGCCAGGACACGGAUGUGUUCGAGCGCGACGACGUGGUGGACAUGGACGAGGAGAAGGCGCAGAAGGAGCUGCGUGACGUGCAGGAGAUCGCAGAGGAGCUGAAGAACAAGCUCGACGAGUACGAGGCUGCGCCGCCCGGCAGCAGCUCGCUGGACCAAGCAGGCUCUGCGGCUGGCAGCGACCAGGCGGCACUGAAGGAGGCCAUCAACGAGGCGCUGCUCGGCGCCAGCACCAACGCGCUGGCGGGCGCCGGAGCACCGCGUCUCGACCCCAACGCGCCGGUCAACGACCUCAGCGCGAUGGUCAAGAAGAAGAAGAAGCCCGAGAGCAAGCCGGCUGCGGCAGAGGAGAGCAAGGCUGCAAAUGGUGACGCGGCUCCUGCCGCAGCUGCGUCGAUCGCGCCGGCGGCAGAGGGCGCUGCGGAGAGCUCGGCUGGCAAGCGCAAGGCCGAGGAGCUGCCGAUCGACGCCACGCCAGACGCAUCCAGCGACAAGCGCGCACGUGUCGAAGACGCUGAGGCAUAGGCGCCCGGCGCGCCAAUGGCAUAGCAUUAACGAGACGGGAUCAGAGAGCCAGC